AUGCUACUUCAGCAGAUAUCACUACAACUUCAACACUUCAACAAAUAUACAACGAGACAAGGUGUAUUGGCAACUAUUUAUCGUCCCAGGAAAUAUCCUCGUCGUAUAGCAUAUCAAGCACUAUUACCGUUUGUCACCAGUGCUACUCAUACUGCAGCUAACAUAGAGAAGCCAAAGCAGUUAGAAGUAAAGAUGAAUGAAAGAGCAAUUCAACAACUUCACUUAACAAGUAUUUCUUGA
Molecule: messenger RNA, 240 nt
Organism: Brugia malayi
Lineage: Eukaryota; Metazoa; Nematoda; Chromadorea; Rhabditida; Onchocercidae
Exons: 2
Coding region: 1-240 (79 amino acids)
Source: RefSeq, a predicted model, not a curated record